CAUUGCUUUCUUGUCCCUCCCCAAUCUUGCCUUUUCCCAGCUUCCCGCGUCUGCGCACCUCGACCCGGCCUAAACCGCCUGCCUCAGCCCCUGUGUCCUGCCCCUCGCAGCGCCUCUACCAUGUCGGAAUACAGCGCGGUGCCGCCGCCUGGGGCCGCAGCUCCCCUUGGGGCAGGCGGCGGACUCAAGAAGGAUGCGUUUGCGGACGCGGUGCAGCGCGCGCGGCAGAUUGCGGCAAAGAUCGGCGGUGAUGCUGGAGGAGGUACCCUAAACAACAACAGCGCCGGUGAGAGCUUCCCUUUCGCUGCACAGAAACGCCAGCUGGAGGAUGCAGAUCAACCAGAGAGCAAGAAGAUGGCCCCUCAGAGUGACCGAGAUUCUGCAUCUGCGCUGUCCAUUGGAGCCCAGCUGGCCGCCAUGUCCCAGAGGCCACCCACUGUAACAGAAGAGUACAAAGUGCCAGAUGGCAUGGUGGGACUCAUCAUUGGCCGAGGCGGGGAGCAGAUCAACAAGAUCCAGCAAGAAUCCGGUUGCAAAGUUCAGAUUGCCCCAGAUAGUGGAGGACUUUCUGAGAGGUGUGUGUCUCUCACAGGAACUAAUGACGCCAUAGACAAAGCCAAGAUGCUCCUUGAUGAAAUUGUGUCCCGGGGCCGUGGCACACCCCCAUCUUCCUUCUAUGAGUCAGCCAAUGGUCAGAGCGGGUCCAUGCAAGAGAUGAUGAUCCCAGCAGGCAAGGCAGGCCUGAUCAUUGGUAAAGGAGGAGAGACUAUCAAACAGUUGCAGGAGCGAGCAGGUGUGAAGAUGAUCCUCAUCCAGGAUGGAUCCCAGGAGCCCAACAUGGACAAACCCUUGCGCAUCAUUGGGGAGCCCUACAAAGUACAGCAAGCCCGUGAGAUGGUUCAAGAGAUCCUGCGGGAAAGGGACCACCCUGGCUUUGGAGACCGGAAUGAAUAUGGCUCCCGCAUGGGUGGAGGGAUGGAUCUACCAGUUCCCCGUCACUCAGUGGGAGUUGUGAUUGGCCGGAAUGGAGAGAUGAUAAAAAAGAUUCAGAACGAUGCUGGUGUCAGAAUACAGUUUAAACCAGAUGACGGUCAGGGGCCUGACAAAGUGGCCCACAUCAUGGGCCCACCAGAUCGCUGUGAACACGCUGCCAGCAUCAUCCAAGACCUGGUGCAGAGCAUCCGCGUUCGGGACGAAGGCCAAGGGGGCCCCCCAGGACCACCGGGCUCAGGAAUGCCUCCGGGUGGGAGGGGCCGGGGGCGGGGCCCAGGCAACUGGGGGCCCCCGGGUGGUGAGGUCACCUUCUCCAUCCCUAGUCACAAGUGUGGCCUGGUUAUCGGCCGUGGAGGUGAGAAUGUGAAGGCCAUCAACCAGCAGACAGGGGCAUUUGUGGAGAUCUCCCGCCAGCCGCACCCCAACGGAGAUCCAAACUACAAGCUGUUCGUAAUCCGCGGCACCCCGCAGCAGAUAGAUCACGCCAAGCAGAUGAUCGAAGAGAAAAUUGAGGGACCGUUGUGUCCAAUGGGUCCUGGUCCUGGUGGUCCAGGUCCGGCAGGUCCCAUGGGUCCGUACAACCCUAACCCUUAUCACCAGGGUCCACCAGCUGGUCCCCCACAUGGUGGUCCCCCAGGUGGACAUCAGUACCCUCCUCAAGGCUGGGGCAGCACAUACCAGCAGUGGCAGCCCCCUAGUCAACAUGACCCCAGCAAAGCAGCUGCAGCAGACCCCAAUGCGGCCUGGGCGGCAUACUAUGCCCAGUACUACCAGCAGCCCCCCGGAACUAUGCCUAGCCAGGCCCCCUCCGCUCCAGCAAGUGCCCCAGCACCCGCUGAUCCGUCCCAGGCUGCUCAGACUGCAGGAGGUCAGCCAGACUACACCAAGGCUUGGGAAGAAUACUAUAAAAAAAUGGCUCAAGCUAGUGGUACGGCGGCUGCCCCCACCUCCGGAGGCACCCAGACAGACUACAGUGCGGCCUGGGCUGAGUACUACAGACAGCAGGCUGCUUACUACGGGCAGCCGGCACAGACACCGGGCCAGCCGGCUGCCCCGCAGCAGGGACAGCAGACACAGUGAAACAACCUGGGUUGGACUUGAUAUUGGACCCCUGUUCAGGAAAUUCAGCCAGCUAUCUGGACUUUUAAUUUUUUCUUUUUUUUUUUUAAUUUUUGUAGGUUUUUUGUCUUGAAGCAUACUUUGGAAACAUUGCUAAGGAAGAUCGUUCAUCCACGUCUUUCCCCUCAUCCAUACCACUUAGCGAGAAUGUUUCAAGGACUAAAUGUCCUAUGUUUUGCUAGUAAAGGGUGACAGAGGAUGUUACAAAUCUUUUUUUGUUGUUGUUUUUGAUGUCUCCACUACCAUAUCCCUGCCUCCCUCACCCCGGUGUCACACGUCAAUCAAAAACAAGUGGAGUUUCGCGGUAGAAAUAAAGUUUAAAACAUAUUGCGCCAAUUCACUGAUCCGCCCACUGACCCGGACUCUCACUUUUCCAGUCUACCAAAGAGUUCAGUCUUACUGCAUCCACACCAUUGUUUUAAGAUGUGAAGCGAUUGUUUUAGUUUUGGCAAACAAAUGAAAAGAAAAAAAAAAAAAUGCUGAUGCAAAAAAUUUUAAUUUAGCAAAUUUAUGUAUUUUUUUUUUCUAGUUAUAACAUUCCCACUACUGACAUGACACGUUUUCUGUUUAUUUUGACAUGGUUUCCCAGUUCCCCCCCCCCCUCUAGUUGAUGGGCUACCCUGUAUGUCUCUCUGCAUAUGUGUGAGAGUCAGGAACUGGUCAUUUUUACUGUCACUUCAGGAUAAGUACCUUUCUCAAGUGUACUGCAACCAGAGUCAAGACUGGUGUUGGCACUGCUCACACAGGGGUUCCUGCACUUGGUUUCCUGCUACAAUUGCUGUAACAGCAAGGGAGAAGAGGUUUUGUUUUCAGCCCACCCUCCAUCCAGUUCCUAGAAGACAUGUCAUAUUGUAUGCUUGGUUUUUACUUUGCUUGUUUUUAAAAAGUUCAAAAUAAAAGAUGAUCUCAGACUUCUCACUCCCU
Scleropages formosus (Asian bonytongue) is the source of this 3036-nucleotide messenger RNA. RefSeq names its product KH-type splicing regulatory protein (gene khsrp). NCBI's taxonomy places the organism in Eukaryota, Metazoa, Chordata, Actinopteri, Osteoglossiformes, Osteoglossidae. The transcript has 18 exons. Gene Ontology annotation, molecular function: RNA binding. Gene Ontology annotation, biological process: regulation of DNA-templated transcription. Bases 121 to 2073 code for a protein of 650 amino acids. The record is from RefSeq and is a predicted model, not a curated record.